Sorghum bicolor (sorghum) is the source of this 626-nucleotide messenger RNA. RefSeq lists its product as uncharacterized. The transcript is spliced from 4 exons. The coding region runs from base 155 to 406 and encodes 83 amino acids. The record is from RefSeq and is a predicted model, not a curated record. Lineage: Eukaryota; Viridiplantae; Streptophyta; Magnoliopsida; Poales; Poaceae.
UAAAUCUCCAUGGGAUCUUAUCCUCCCCUCUCCACCACCCCUCCCGGCUUCCCAGAGUAUCGCCGCCGUAAGCCAGGUGCCACCACGUCUUCGUCGAGCCGUCGCCGGCGACGAACAGCCAACAGGGAAGGGGAGGAGGAGGAGGAAGAGGAGGAUGGGCGAGUUCGACGACUACUGGGCGCGGGCGUACAGGGGCGACGCCGCCGUCCCGCACUCCGACCCGCAGCGGCUCAUCUCCACCUGGACAGGAGCCUUCGCCCUCGGCGCGACCGCCUGCGUCUGCCACCACGCCUCCGCGCUUGCCUCCCACCUCAAGUCCUUACCGGCGACUUGGCAAGACAUGACACUGGUGCUUGAUCAAAAGCGAUGGAAGAAAGCUCUUGAGAAGAAGGAACGACAAGCUUAAGCUCAUUAUUCUUCCCAACUCCUUGGGCCAUUUGGAUGAGCAUGUGUCUUGUCAUCAAUUGUGGCGCAUGAAAUUUCAGAGUUCUCUAUAUAUAUAAUAUAUUGACUGAGGUUCUGCUUGAUUGUGUUAAAUUAUCCCUAUUUUUGAGUUUGCUCCAUCUCAGAUGACAUUCACAAUAAUUUGUCAAUCUUAUAAUCUCCAUGAUCUUUUUAACAUGCUA